Suillus clintonianus is the source of this 1088-nucleotide messenger RNA. RefSeq lists its product as uncharacterized. The record is from RefSeq and is a predicted model, not a curated record. The coding region runs from base 71 to 1006 and encodes 311 amino acids. Gene Ontology annotation, biological process: protein insertion into mitochondrial outer membrane; mitochondrial outer membrane translocase complex assembly. NCBI's taxonomy places the organism in Eukaryota, Fungi, Basidiomycota, Agaricomycetes, Boletales, Suillaceae. The transcript has 2 exons. Gene Ontology annotation, cellular component: mitochondrial outer membrane.
GUCACUGAGCCAUUAGACUUGCACAAGCCAGACCGUCAAAUAAAGGCCAUCGACUCGGAGCAUAACGGCGAUGACAGACACGAGUCUCCUCGAGCAAACCAACGAGCAUAUUCUCCAGUCAGGACUGGAGACUGCCUUCCAGUCCACGGACAUUGCGCCUAAAUCUGCUGCUGCUACGCUGCCCGCUCCCGCAUCACUCUCAGACGCACCCACAGACGCACCCACAGUAACUUUGGAGGUCCCAGAAGUAUCUGAAGCUGUCGAAGACGCAUGGAAGGGAGAAUAUGAGGCUCAGGUAGAGGAAUGGCGUGCUCGGUCAGCCGAAGCUCGUGCCAAAGCAGAGCACGAGCGCGCACGGUGGGAGCAGAUUAGGAAACGCGAAGCAGAAGAACGGCAAGCGCUUGGCCAGGAGCCAGAAACCCAGGAUGCAUUAGGUUCACAUAUUACGUCCUCAUUUGCCGCUGCAAGUGAGGUAUUGGCCUCUUCCGAGUCUUCGUCUGCUUUUAUGGCCUCGACGUCCCUUGCGGAUUCUGGUCAUCUUGUUAGUGAACAAAAAGGCCCAUCGAGUCAUUUACAUGCCUCUGAACAUCUUAAGACGGAUAGAGGGUCUCCGUCGCAGAAAUGGGAACAUAUAGAUUCAUCUCCCACUUCUUCGUUUCCAUCCAUGUCGUUUCCCGAAACCUCUAUUCCCUCCUCGCCGUCUCCACCGCAGGCUGCACUUCGGCAGAUGACAGCACGUGAUGAACCUCAGGAGCAACAUCCUGCAGAACGCAAGCCCUCCGCCGUGCCACCCUCCACCAUCCCAUCCUUGCUUGACAGCUCAAUUGCACCACGGACACGAAUGUCUUUGCUUCUUUCCUCACUUGCGAUCAACCUAUUACUUCCUUUCGUGAAUGGGGUGAUGCUAGGCUUUGGAGAAAUAUUUGCCAAGAACGUCCUAGUGGGUUGGCUGGGGUGGAAGACGCGGAGCGGCCGCACAGCAGCGAAUAUCGGUAUUCGGAGAUGACCGAUGGUCCCCAUCUUGGUAGUAUGCAUACCCACCAUGUACUGAUCACCGGCACAAUGUUCUUGAAUAUAUACACUUUCAU